This is a messenger RNA of Hermetia illucens (black soldier fly), 1444 nucleotides long. RefSeq names its product trypsin-like. The record is from RefSeq and is a predicted model, not a curated record. Lineage: Eukaryota; Metazoa; Arthropoda; Insecta; Diptera; Stratiomyidae. Gene Ontology annotation, biological process: proteolysis. The transcript is spliced from 5 exons. The coding region runs from base 64 to 1185 and encodes 373 amino acids. Gene Ontology annotation, molecular function: serine-type endopeptidase activity.
CGGUUAGCUGCCCCCUAGUCAAUUCACUGCUAUUAUUGUUUACGAGUGAGUCAAGUGUGAAGGAUGAUUUGGCCUUACACGUUUCCUGUGCUGAUACUGCUGUCGACCACCAGCUAUUCCACCUCAAAGGAUAUCGACGAUUCCUUCGGACCACAGGAAGCAGCCAACCAUCAAUUUCCGUAUAUGGUAUCCCUACGAAGGACGGAGCAUGAGGUGAUGCUACACAAGGAAAUCCAUAUUUGUGCGGGCGCCCUAAUCAGUGAAACGAUAGUUGUAACUGCAGCUCAUUGUAUCUUCGAUAUGUUUGGCAAUUAUGUGGGAAAUGAGAAUACCUUCAUGGUGGUCGCUGGGAGUUCGUAUAUUAACGCAACCGUGUCGAACACUGUUCGAAGGUUGGUUAGUAAAAUCUUCGUGUAUCCUGCGUAUAUCUCCGCGACAAGGGAGGCUGAUAUAGCAGCUUUGAUACUGCGUAGGGAGCUGCAUGCUGACUCUUCGAAUGUGAGGAUAGUUGACCUUGCCACUUCUCGACUGGAAGCUGGAAGCAAGUGCUAUGUCCUGGGCUGGAAUAACUACUUUGUAACAAACCUCUCAGCUAAUGUGCUGCAGAGCUACGGCGUUCAGCUCCUCUCGGACGAUAUUUGCCAGAGAUACAACAAGGGACGUGGAACAUACUUGCCCGGAAAACAGCUUUGUACAUGCCCCACACUUUCAACCAUGAAUGGCAAAAUCUGCAACAAUGCAAAUCUAUGCCGUGAGCCCGACGAUUAUGACUAUAGUGGGGAGGUAUCAAUGGGUCAUCCUCCCCCUGGCGGUGGCCCUCCCCAGGCACCACCAUCACUCCCUAAAUUAUCAUCCCUGGAAGUUGUACAUCCACGCGUAUAUCCGGAUUCGGGAGAUCCCGGCGGAAUUUUGGUAUGCAACAAUAAAAUCGCCGGAUUGCUAGCCUACAGUUAUAAGUGCAUCGAUUUAACGAAUAGUCCGCAAAUUUUCACGGAAAUCAGGGAAUACGUUGAUUUUUUGCGUGAUCCGGAAAAUUACCUCCCUGAAAUGGCAGGAUUGCUCGUGCGCACUGAUUCAUCGUACGGAGACGGCAGCGUAUCGAAGGUGUUUUCCCUUGAAUGCAUGGCAUUUAAUAUGCUCCUGACAAUCGUUUUAAUUUUAAUUGGCAACAUUAUUAUAUUUUAAUAUCAUUUCGUACAGUUCGAUGAUUACGGAGAGUUUCCAAGGUGUCCGCACGCGAUUUCAGGCGGGAAUAAAAUUGAAUGUGGGAGAUAAAGCAAUCCUUUUUCACGGAAUCAUUAUUGAAUUCUGAUUUUUUUAUGGUAAAAUAGAUAUGCGAAAUGCAGGGAUUCAAGUACGAUAAAAUAUGAUGCGGGCCCCGCAUAAGUGGAAAGGCUAUUUUUAAUUUGAAUUCUUUCUCAUUUCAUUCAACUUUCCGGUAACA